Molecule: messenger RNA, 2722 nt
Organism: Dimorphilus gyrociliatus
Lineage: Eukaryota; Metazoa; Annelida; Polychaeta; Dinophilidae
Source: the annotation of a GenBank genome assembly
CAUGGGAUGGUUUCCAUCUAAGCCUUUCAGCUACUUAACAAAAGAUGGUCGAGUUUUUGGCAACUUUUUAAAUUUAAUACAUAAAUCUUUGAAAGAUUGCUGUAAUAAUAUUCUUGAAAAGGCUUAUUAUAACAAAUAUAAUAAUUUAGAGGAGAUGAGAACUCUGCAGGAAAAUGAAGAAUUGUUAUUUCCAUACUCUCAUAAGACAGACUUUUUCGGAGUUGAACCAGAAUUAAAGGAUCGAAAAUUUGUUCCUAUCCUUCAAUCAACAGAAGCUUUUAUUUUAUCUAAUCAGCCAGACUACCCUGGUUUGGCUGAAAUUAAUCAAAUUAUUGGCUAUUGGCAGCAUCUACUCGUCAUGUUGGUUGGAAGUGCCUAUGUUGGUCUUAUUAUUUGGCUAAUUGAAAAAUGGAAAAAUAAGGAUCAUUUUUCUAAUAAACCUUACAAAGGGAUAGUUGAAGGAUUUUAUUGGGCUUGUGUAACAAUGACAACAGUUGGGUACGGUGAUAAAUAUCCAAAAGCUAUCUUUGGUAAAAUUAUCACAGUAUGCUGGGCAGUUUAUAGUUUGGCAAUAGUUUCUUUAUUCACUGCAAGUAUAGCAUCGGGUCUAACUGCAAAGGAAAUAAACAGACUGAGUUUAAAAGAGAAAGACAUUGGUGUUAUCAAUGGUUCCCUUGAAAUUCAACUAAUCACCGAUGAUUCUGGAAAUCCUAUAUAUUUUCAGACUUUGAAAGGAGUGAUGGAGAGUCUAGUGGCAGGACAUAUACAUUUUGCAUUAGUUGACCAAUACAGCGCUGCUGAAAUUGUUAAUUUGGUUAAUACUAGUAAUUUGAAUACCAUAACAAUUUUGGGGUCACUUGUCCAACGUACAACCCACGGUAUUCUUGUUCAUGAUGUUGACGACGAUUGUAUUAUAGAUGGUUUGAUUAAACAUCGGUAUACAUACGAAAAGAAAAUUAAAGAUCAUACCAGGAAAAAUUUGGAUAAAUUUCACAAAUACAAAGCAUUAAGAGCUAGUAAUUUUCCUUGGGAAAUUUUAGUCAUACUCUUAGCUGGAUGGGUUGGAUUAUACAUUUUGUUCAGUUUAGUGCAUAUAUUUAUGAGACUUACCAGAAGAAAAGGUAGUUCACUACUUCCGUAUCCUGGCUACGCUAGAGUACUUGUCAUACUUGGGCUAAGUUUGGAAAUCUGUGUUGCUUUCUAUCCAUUUUUUGCCUGCUUAUACACUGAACAAAAACUUGUGGGCGGUCUAUUGGGUUUUAUUUACUCUGGAUGUUGGCUUGCUGUAAAACUAUUGGUUAUGAGUCGAUGCUGGGAUCCGAUUCCCGAAAUAAUCAAAUAUUCUACAGUAAAAAGAGCUGUUGAGAAGAGAUCAAAUAAAAUCUGCUGGAGACAUCAAUUUAGUUAUGUUUAUGAAAUGUUACAUCCAAAGGAAAGGGAGGAGAAUAAAACAUGGAAGUGGGUAAUAAAGAGAAUGAUAGGGUAUUCUCCCAAUUUUAAAUAUUCUACAAGAGUACUAUCGGCUUUGGUUGCCUCAAUCUCGUGCACUUAUCAAUUGGCAGCAUUCAGUUUUCAUUUAACAGCUGUUAUUAUUCGAUCACUAUGGAAAUCAGGCCAGGAAUUAAUAACAGAAAGAAAUUUAACUAGCAACUCAACAGAGAGGAGAAGGAUAAUAAUAACUUACCAUUUAAUAAGAGUUUCAUUUGCGGUUACGAAUUGUCUUGUUAUACUAGUUUUUGUUUAUAGUAUUUUCGAUAUAGCUAUCAGCUAUAAAAAAAGUUUGUCAAAUUUUGCGUCCGGCAGAUGGCGUGCCUCUUUAAAGGGCAGUUUAGAAAAUAGUGGAUCUUUAACAGCUAGUUGUCUAAGAUAUUGUGGAUAUCAGAUUGCCUUUACAAUUUGGGGAUUUUUUAUCAUUAAUUCCGUCUCAUGGAGUAUUUGUCUACUGAUUAGCUUCGUAAUAAUAUUACCAAUAACAGAUGGUAAUUGGGCUAUUAUAAGAUUUAUUGCACAAUAUAUAAUUUUACCAUCGGUGACGGGUCUGGGACUAAAAAUAUUCCAACAAGUUAUUUCUAGGAAAUUCAUAUUGCAAGAGAAAUUAAAGGAAGAGGAUGAAGAUCAACCACUAUCACUUUUAAGACGAUCUCUCUUUCAUAUGAUGAGCUAUGUCUUCUUUCUGGCCAAUGUCAACGUGGGUCUGGCUUCCGCCUUAAUGAGGGUAUUAAAAGGAUCAGUAAUAGGAUUAUUUUGGCUGGGUCGAAUAGAUCGAGCAAUUUUAAUGAGAGAUUUUGAGAAAUUUGAUGGAGGUUAUCAAGCUUACUUAGGCAUGGUAAUACUAGAGCACAACCAUAAUAAUCCUAUUCUUAGGUGCUUCUGUCAAAUUUUACGUGACGAUCAACAAUCAGGGUCAGAGUUCAAGGAUAAGGAGGAGAACCUGGAACAAAAUACGAUGACCUGUUGUCGUGCUAAUGAAGUGGCAGAUGGGGAAGAAAGAGAAAUGGAAGAAGUUCAACAACAACGGCCUAAUAAAAGAUGGAGAAAUCAAUGGAGAGUGGCUUAUAUGAUUCUUCGUAAUCCUAGCUUAGUAAAAUAUCGUCGGAAGCCUUUGGUCGAGAAAAAGGACGAAAAUGAUUUAUUAAGUGUUGCUAAGAAAAUAUAUGCAGAUUGGAAAGAGGAAAAACAAAUUAAAGCAGAUUUAAAAGAUGAAAAGAACAAUAAAGAAUAA